AUGCAUUGUUACACCAAAGCGGAGCUUGCCGACAUACAUUUCAUGUAUGGGGCUGCACAAGGAAAUGGAUUAGCUGCUCAAAGGGUGUACAGGGAGCAAUUUCCGGCGAGGGAGCUGCCGGAUAGUAGAACAUUCGAGCGUCUUCAUCGAGAGAUAAGCGCGAGUGGAUCGUUUUAUGCAUCCAGGCGUUAUACUGGCGUUGGAAGAUUUCGCAGAAUUACUGCAGUGGAAGAAAGAAUACUAAACACAGUAGGGGAUAAUCCUUCGUCAAGCUCGAGAGCUGCAGGACGUACGCUGGGUGUGAGCCAUGCAGCUGUUUUGAGGUUACAUGAAGACCGAAUUCAUCACUAUCAUUUACAGAGAGUGCAAGCAAUGAACCUUGACGAAUAUUUUCCAUGUCUGAACUUUGCUCAUUGGUACCUACAGCAGUCGGCAGGCAAUCAAACUUUCCCUGCAGAUGGUUUUAUUCAUUGA
Molecule: messenger RNA, 474 nt
Organism: Stegodyphus dumicola
Lineage: Eukaryota; Metazoa; Arthropoda; Arachnida; Araneae; Eresidae
Source: RefSeq, a predicted model, not a curated record